CACACCGAUGGGCAACACUUUAGAUGGCCUAUAAGGGUUUUAUGGGGAGGGACGGAACUUCAAGAACAAUUUGCUCCGUUCCUUGUCAUCAUACUCCUCUGUCUUACAUUGAUAUCUCCGAGGAGUAAAGAAAAGAGAGAUCGCGAGCGCUCGGUUAGAACGUCGCUUCGUGUGGAUUGCGGACUGAUGAGGAGUCGGUGUUGUGUCUUAAUUAGUUAGAAGGCUGGAGGCUCUUUGGAUUAGAUAGAAAACGAAGAAGAAGAAGAAGAAGAAGAAGAAGAAAAGAAGAAAAAGGGAGGGAAAGUCUGUGUGUUUCGCGGACAUAAGAUGCACAGGAUGAGAAGUGGAAAGGCUCUGUCGUUUUUAGCUUGAUCAUGGGUAUGAAAUUCAGGACAUUCCUCGGUGUCUGUUUCUUAAAGUGUUUGUAAUUCCGUGAAGAAGCAGAAGAAAGAGAGUGGGCUUCGGUUAUGCUCGCCACACUUUGCCAAGUGCCCCCGGAUACUUCUUUGUGCCUGUAAAACAGAAAGAUAUGGCUCUCCUGGUCGUCCCGCUGCUUCUGCAAACAGGACUGGUUUUGGGAUCAAACUACGGUUAUGUGGAGUGGUCGGACAAUGAGCGAGACGAGAAGAACCCACCGGUCUUCAGCACACAAAACAUCAACAGGGAGCCGCCCCACCAUCCGACUUACUACUCGGUACCGGCCACAGAGCGCACGGUGGUGACGCACAAAAUUGAAGAGGACCUGCCGAGGGUGGUGACCGCGUUCCUGCACUCCGGGGAUUCCUCAGCGCUGAGGCAUGUCAACUGUUCGCGGAGGUACGAGCUGAGGAGCCUGCGAGGCGGCCUGCACGUCGCCUCCCACUACGGGCUGCACAGCAUCCUGGACACUCUAGCGCACGCCACAAACUUCCUGAACAUGAUCUUGCAGGCCAACAGGUCCCGGGAGCAGAGCCCGCGGAUGGACAUCCACUGGUACCACGCGCUGGUCCAGAGUAUCCUCGAGGGGGACCCCAAAAUUCACAGGGCGGUUGUGACCUUUCACGCUGACGCACCGACACCGGGCCCUCAGGUUUUCCUCCAGGCGACCAGAACCGAGAAGAAGGUGCUGCUGCAGGACUUGUCCGGCUCUGCGCACCGUCACCUGAGGAGCAAGAGCCCUGAGUCCGACUGGUUUACUGAGUUUAGGGACGGGAGGAAACCACCCAUGCAUAGACGAGUCCAGGAGGCGUCGGGCACCAAGAGUGGAAGUUACCUUCUGGACAAAAACCAGAUCAAGUGGUCGGCGCCAUACCUGGAGUGUGAACACGGGGCGUUUGUGCCAUAUUGGCUGCUCACCUUGUCUGCUGGCUUUUAUGGACUGAAGAGGAACUCUGCACCAGAGUUCAGGGGUGUGGUUCGUGUAGAUGUGAACCUGCAGGAUGUGGACAUUGACCAGUGCUCCAACAGUGGCUGGUUCGCCGGGACCCACCGCUGUAAUGUCACCAGCAUGGAAUGCACUCCCAUUGUCGGCCAUGGAUUUGUGUUGGACAAGUACAAGUGCCAGUGCAGGAGAGGAUUCUUCCACCCAAGCCGAGUGGCGCUCAACGGCUUUAAAAGUAAGGAGCAUGGCUCCAGUAGAGACGAGACCUCUGAUGUGUCCAGUAAGUGCCUGCCGUGCCAUGACGGCUGCCCCUACUGCCGGGACGACACGCCCUGCCUGGCGCAGGAGGAUGGUGCUCUGCGACUCUCUGUGGCCUCCUUCCAUGCUCUGUGCAUGGUACUGGACCUGGCCAGCAUGGUGGUGGUCUACCACUUCAGGAGGAAGAAGAGCAUCCGCACAUCGGGUCUUAUUCUGCUGGAAGCCAUCUUGUUUGGGGCUUUACUGCUCUAUUUCCCAGUGAUGAUCCUGUACUUCCAACCCAGUGUGUUUCGCUGUGUCCUUCUGAGGUGGGUUCGCCUCCUGGGUUUUGCCAUCAUGUACGGCACCGUCAUCCUCAAGCUGUACAGGGUUUUAAAGGUGUUCCUGUCCCGCACAGCUCAGAGGACACCUUACAUGACCAGCUGGCGGGUCCUGCGGCUGCUAGUGGUAAUCCUGCUGGUGGUGCUGUGGUUCCUGGUGGCCUGGACCUCGGCCGUGUGCCAGAAACCCGAGCUGAGUCAGGCCCUGAUUGCUGCAGGCCUCACCCCAGAGGGGCUGCAGUUCAGCAUGUGUCUGUUGGAUCGAUGGGACUACAUGAUGGCUGUUGCGGAGUUCCUGUUCCUGCUGUGGGGGGUGUACCUAUGCUUCGCAGUCCGCACUGUACCGUCCGCUUUCCACGAGCCACGUUACAUGGCUGUGGCCAUCUACAAUGAACUCCUCUUAUCAGCCAUCUUCCACAUCAUCAGGUUCUCUCUGGUGCCGGGGCUGCACCCUGACUGGAUGCUCAUGUUGUUUUGUGCUCACACUCAUCUGACUGUGACAGUGACUCUGGGCCUGCUGCUCCUUCCAAAGUUCAUAUCCAAAGGGACUCAGGCCAGGGAUGAUAUUGCCACCGAGGCCUAUGAGGAGGAGCUGGACAUGGGAAGGUCUGGCUCUUACCUCAACAACAGCAUUACCUCGGCCUGGAGUGAGCACAGCUUGGACCCUGAGGAUAUACGGGAUGAGUUGAAGAAGCUGUAUGCCCAGCUGGAAGUCUACAAAUGUAAGAAGAUGCUUGCUAACAACCCUCACCUCCAAAAGAAGCGCAACUCCAAGAAAGGUCUGGGUCGCUCCCUGAUAAAACGGAUAACAGAGAUCCCAGAGACAAUGCACUUACACCGGCAGUGCAGUCGUGAGGACGGGAGCGAACACGGCAGCAACCGCAGCACCUUGAGGAGAAACCCAUUUGAACCGAGUCACCACGCCAAACCUCGGGAUGACUCCCUGAAAAAUAAAGUCAUGGGCUUGAAGAAGUCCCUCAGCUAUGACCACGUAUGUGACCAGGAUGAGGAAACUGGAAGCCAAACUGGCUCAACUGCAGGAGACAAAACGACUCCUGUUGGAGGUGGUGGGGAAGGAUCUCUUCUGGGUUCCCUGAUUGGUCGGAAGAAUACUAAAAAGCAGCUGGAACCAGCUGCGACCCCACCGAGACUGGAACCAGCUGAGUCCACAGAGUCUGUUCCACUGUUCUGGAAAUCAGCCAGCGCUCACAACUUAACGCACGAGAAGAAACCUGUCCAGCUGCGGACCUCCAUCAUGCAGAAGUCGCUGAGUGUGAUUGCAAGUGCCAAAGAAAAGAUGCCAGGGCUUAACAACAAGACGCAAAGCGUGGAGGACGCCAGUAAGAAGGGUCUGAAGGGACAGGAUGAGAGGAUGCUGUCUGAAGUGGAUGAGACCCCUGAGCAUUACCCCAAGAUGAUCAUCAGCCAGUCAGUGGAGUACUCCAAGACACCCAUGAAGAUGGGCAUCAUGAAACAACAGGUGAGUGGCAGCCAGCCGUCCAUUUGCUCCGAGAACGGUAGGAACCUCUACGAUGUGUCCGAGGUUUGUCCCUGGGAGAUGGAAGAACCUCAGACUCCCUCUGAAGCAAAGACCCAGAAACAUGUUUCCAUUGCUCCUGAAGAAAGCACCACAGGCCGGAGAGGCAGCAGCAGCAGUUCUAGAGUCAGCAAAGGAAGCCGGUCCCAGCAGAGGCAGAAAACCGGGCAGUCCCCUUCCAACAGACGGCACUCUAAAGAUAAAGGAGGAGAACGGGAGGAAGGCCAGGAGACACGAAAAUCUCAACCACCCAGGUCUCCUCUCCCUCUGAAGCCAGACGUCUGUCCUUGGGAAUUCGAUGAGCAGCCCAUGCUGGAAGGAGAUUCAGAUUCCAUCUCCCCAGAAAGGAUCAGGCGCAAGAAAAGUGUUACGCCCACUGAUGGGAAACCCAAGGGGCUUCACUCAGACCACUCCAAGUCCACGGGAAGCCUUUUGCAGCCUCCCUCCCUAAUGGUAGAGAUCUGCCCGUGGGAUUACACCAGCCCACCUUCCCCUAAGCAGGAAAAGUCCUGCAACAGCCCCACCACACACAAGAAGAAACGGAAAGGCUCCUGUUCGUCCAACCACAAAGCUGAGAAGGAGAAAGCUAGGGAAAAGAGCAGAGAAAGGCGGAGCUCCUCCAGCAAGCCGCCGUCAGAGAGGAGACGCGUUAGCCAGUCGUCGGAGUGCUGCGGCCCGGUUUAUGAGCGACGGAGGAGCUCUACCAAAGACCCAGAGGUGAUGGAGAUCAGGAGGGGGGAGGUUUUCUCCCGGGAGACCGAGCCCGUACUCACCAGCUUUGCUCAGACUAAAAAAUCACCGGAGAAGAAGAAAGAGAGCUCUUUGAGUAUGAGUUACAAACCUGCUGUCAUCAGCGGGGCAAAGGUGGUUGAUGUUUGCCCCUGGGACUUUCAGGAUCAAGACUCUGCAGAGAGGGCAUGAUGACUGGUGUGAUGAUUGUAUUCUUUUGUAUUCACAGACUGACAGCACAGAGGACAAGUCAACCGAACAAUAAAGAUGUAACAUUGUACUUGAUAAGAGAGUUGUUCUCGAGGUGAUUUUGAGAAGGAAACCAUUUAUGUUGCUGAUGCUACCAAACAUUAACCAUUUGCUUAACAGCAAACAUCUCAUUGUUACAUUGCAGUGAAUGCAACCCUGACUUUAGAGGAAUUUAUAGUCUACACUUUUGCGCGUACAUUUGUCGAACUUUCAUUGUAUGUAUGUUUUAUCACUUUGAGUACAUCAAGGUAAUUUUUAAAUGAAACGAUACCUAUAUUUGACCAGCAGGUUGGACAAUCAUUCGUCACAAACACAGUCAAUGCUUCACCUAAUGAAUUAAUUGAACAUUGCUGUACAUUUCCCCGGUUACGCUUAUGAUAUCCUGUGUUACGCAGUAAGCCAGUGGAGAAUUACUGCAUCAGAUGCUCAUGAUGAAAACAAGCAGGCUGCAGAGAAAAAAAAGACCAAUGGAAAAAAAAGCAUAUGAGCUCUCUGAGAAGCAGGACCAAAAGCCCAGACACAGCUGUUAUGUAUUAGCUUUAGGUCAAAUAUAUAAUUCAUGGCUGAAAAAUGAUCUGUAUGAUUAGUGAAACAUGGGAACAACAACGGAUUAUAGUGCAGCGUCAUGUUAAAAUCAGAUAAACUGGUUCUUUCAGUAAAAGUACUCGAUAUACAGUGUGUAUUUUUCAACAACAAAAAAAGUAAUGCAUGUGGCGAGCAAUCAAGCAUCCAAUAACUAAAUGUUCAUUUAUUGUACUCAAUUAUGACAGUGGAACUUUUGAUGUUGUUGCUUCUUCCUACAUGAUGCUUUUGAAAUUAUGUGCAUUGCUAUCAAUAAUGUACAUACAUAUUUCAAAUGGCUUGCAGUUACAGUUGCGCAGUACUAAAAUAUCCAUGAGGCUCUCCCUUCGGUUGGUAGUUAUUUACUGUUUAAACAUGCCCUUGAUGUCCCUCUUCUCAAAAGAGGCUUAAGUAGUUCCAUGUCUAAAAUAAUGUAAUGUCUUUCAAGGACCAAAACCAAGCCUGAUGAGGGUGGAUGAGGUGAAUAAUGCAUAUUUUUUCUGUCACUUAGUUGCCCAUUUUACAUCUGCUUGAAUGCACCUUUCUUCAUAUUUUUGCACAUAUUCAAUUGCUAAACUAUGCAUGACCAAAGCUUAUUUUUUGCCACUUUCUAGCUAACAGAAUAUGAAAAAUUUGCCAUUUCAACAUCAUCUCGAACAACAACAGUCAGCCGUUCUGUCCUGUGAUCAGCCACCCGCCAGCGACACCUUAUAAAAUGCAGUUGCACACGGUAGUCUGUUCAACUUCAUUACGGCUGUGUGUGCAUGACAGGGAAAAUACAGGAGUACACUCAAUUUCACAAGAAGGCAUAACAAGUCAUUGCAUAAUGCAUAUGUUUUGAAAUACUUAAAAAGAAUUUAGGAGCACAUGCGACUUUCAAAUAUAGAUGUCAGAUGUUGUCACAUAUUUAUCAAGAACGCCCUGUGAAAGAUAAUUUGCUCAUCAAGCAUUAAGUGAACUAAACUAAAAGGCUUGAUGAGCCACCACUCUAACUUUCACAAGGGUUUUUCCUAUCAGAGGUUUUAUAGGCUCUAUGAAAUGGAAUGUUGUAACUUGCCCACUAAAUGUACUUUAUGCUUGUUAUACAGUAUAGUGUUGCUCCAAAAAAGUUACAAAACGUUGUAGCAUCCACAUGGAGCAUUUAUAUUGUACAUUCAUAUUGUGUUGCAUGUAAAUACAGUAAAUAACCUGUUCUCAAUUCUGGAUUAAAUCUUUCUAUAAAAACC
Molecule: messenger RNA, 6240 nt
Organism: Etheostoma cragini (Arkansas darter)
Lineage: Eukaryota; Metazoa; Chordata; Actinopteri; Perciformes; Percidae
Product: probable G-protein coupled receptor 158
Exons: 13
Coding region: 530-4396 (1288 amino acids)
Biological process (GO): G protein-coupled receptor signaling pathway
Cellular component (GO): membrane
Molecular function (GO): G protein-coupled receptor activity
Source: RefSeq, a predicted model, not a curated record